Patella vulgata (common limpet) is the source of this 2937-nucleotide messenger RNA. RefSeq names its product spliceosome-associated protein CWC27 homolog. The record is from RefSeq and is a predicted model, not a curated record. The transcript has 11 exons. Gene Ontology annotation, molecular function: peptidyl-prolyl cis-trans isomerase activity. NCBI's taxonomy places the organism in Eukaryota, Metazoa, Mollusca, Gastropoda, Patellidae. Gene Ontology annotation, cellular component: catalytic step 2 spliceosome. The coding region runs from base 119 to 1513 and encodes 464 amino acids. Gene Ontology annotation, biological process: protein peptidyl-prolyl isomerization.
CUUGCUUUGGACUUUCAAGAUGUCUGCGCCCAUGAAACACAAGUGAAUUGUUCCACAGAGUCACAGACCUAUUAUUGAGUAGGCCUAUAUAUAAUAAGGCAUUUCGAUAAUAACAGCUAUGAGUAGCAUUUAUAUAAACGAGCCACCUACGACAGGAAAGAUUUUAUUGGAAACAACUGCAGGAGAUAUAGAUAUCGAGUUAUGGUCAAAGGAAACUCCAAAAGCAUGUCGAAAUUUUGUUCAGUUAUGUAUGGAGGGCUAUUACGAUGGAAUUAUAUUUCAUCGAGUUGUCAAAGAUUUUAUUGUUCAGGGAGGAGACCCAACUGGAACAGGGGAAGGAGGAGAAUCUGUAUAUGGAAAACCUUUUAAGGAUGAAUUCCAUUCAAGAUUACGGUUUAACAGAAGAGGUAUGGUUGGAAUGGCCAAUGCUGGUCCUAAUGAUAAUGGAAGUCAAUUUUUCUUUACAAUGGCAGCAACACCAGAACUGCAGAAUAAACAUACUAUAUUUGGCAAAGUUACUGGUAAUACUGUUUAUAAUUUAAUCAAGUUACAAGAAUCAGAAGUUGAUGGAAGUGACAAACCUCUUCAUCCUUAUAAAAUAAUUAAAACACAGAUAUUGUCCAAUCCAUUUGAUGAUAUUGAACCAAGAGCUAUAAAAAGGAAAGAAGAUAAAAAUGAAGAAAAGAAACCCAAAAGUCAAUCAAAAGCUACAAAAAAUUUUAAUUUGUUAUCAUUUGGUGAAGAAGCAGAAGAAGAUGAAGAAGAGAAUGUGCAGGUAACUAAGGAUUUAAAGAUAAAAAGUAAAAGCAGCCAUGAUUUAACAGAUGAUCCAAGAUUGAGUUCAAAACCAGCAGUAGAUAUUAAAACAGAAGAAAAAAAGAAACCCACACAAGCUAAAAGUAGUAGUGAAGACUCUGAUUCAGAUUCAGAGUCAAGUGAACCAGAGCAGAAAAAAUUUAAAAAAGAAAAGGAUUCUAAAAAAGAAGAAAUAGAAGAGAAGGUGGAGCCAGUAAAAAGCAGAAGUGAUGAGUUAAAGGAGGAAAGUCGAAAAUUACAGAAAGAAUUAAGGCAUAGUAAAAAGAAAAAAUCUUCUGAGGCAGAUGAAAACACAAAAGAAGAACAGUCAAAGCCAAUUAAGAAUGAUGCAAUAUCUGAAUACAAGCAGGAGCAAGAAAAAUACAAACAACAAAAACGGACCCUAGGAAAGAAAGGAUCCAGUCGUGAAGAGUUAACUUUAAUGAUGUUAUCUCAGUUUAAAAAUCAAUUAGAGUCUGUAAAAACUAUAGCUGGAGAUUAUUCUGAUGAUGAAGAAGAUAAAAAAGAAGAAGAUGAAGAUCUGGAAGCUGCAGAUGAUUCUGAUUUAUCUUGGAUGAGACAUACACUUAAGUUUGAUGAAAAACGUAACAAAGUUCUUGAUGCUAAUAUUCAUGAUACAGACAGAUAUGAGAUCUAUGACCCCAGAAAUCCAAUGAAUAAACGAAGACGAGAAGCCAGUAAUAAAGACAAGAAAUGAACUUGUUGAACUUGUUAUAUUGUUGUUAUUUUGGCAUAGGCGUAGGAGCAGCCCCCCCAGAUUCGGUGAACCAUCCUUUUUGGGGGGCAAUGUAUUUCCAUUUUUAUGGCACAAACAUCAGAGAAUUAGACCAUUUAUCAUACAAAAUAUAAUUGUAUAAUUAUAAAAUGAAAUCGCUGGUGGUUUAUGUUUUGAAUACUAUAAUACUAAAUAAGAUCUUGCGUAAUAACAUUUGUGUACAACUCGUUUUAGUUAAUGAUUGAUUUAUUCUGAAAAUUUAAUUUGAGUGACCAAGAAUAUCAGCCCCCCCCCCACACACACACACACCCAAUGCCUAUGUAUAUUGGGACAUAUUUUUAUAAGGCCCUGGGGUCUACAGAUAUGUGUACGAAAUAUUGUAUUUUGUCUAGAGCUCUGGACACAUUAGCUGAAUCAUUCGGCGCUUAAAAGCCCCAACAUGUUAGAAUAACCGUUAAAUAUAGGGCUUACGACCAUACACAGUCGUAUCAUAAUCUGAUAUGUGCGUUUGUUUGUGAUUUCUGUGUAUCGUGUCUUGUCCGUAAAUAUGUUUUGUGGAGUUGUUUGUGUGUGGUGCAGUCCCCAUGCACUUACUAAUAGAUACUUUCAUUGAAAUACAUUUGUUUUGUUUGAAAAAUUAUAUAAAUCAAUCAAAUCAGUUUGAAUGAAGCCUGUAUCACUGCAGAGGACUGUGCAGUGCAUUGGCAGGGGUGGAUCCAGGAUUUUCAGAAAGGCGGGGUGUGCUGCACCCACUUGGGAGUGCGAAGCCCGGGCUCGGUGGGCGGACUGAUGGGCAAUCAACCAAGUCACCAAACGGCUGGUUUCGGAGUAAAUUACGACGGGGAUCACUACCAUUUUUAAGUAUUUUUCUUCUCCUUUCCCGCAAAUUGUUUGCCAUUGCAAAAAAUAGGGGGGUCAUGCGCCGGGUGUGCCCCCCCCCCUUUGGAUUCGGCCUGAUUGGGAACUUACGGUCAGCCCACUAUCCAUUCGCUUAAUUUAAUAUUACUUAUGUUGUUUAUUAUUGCUUGUUUCUUGUUUGCGGGGGUUGUCUUCUGGGUUUCUGUUUGUGUGUGGUGCAGUUCUCCUGCACCUACUCCAAGGCCCUACUGUAAUAUUCUGGCCAUUUUAUGAUUACAUUGUUUUGUAUUGAUUUCACUCUGCCAGCGUCAUAUGCAACAGAUAAAUAUAGUAAUAAUAUGUAUGUUAUCUUUUUUUGUACAAAGCAGCUCAGUCUUUUUAAUAUUCAGUUGUGCUGAAUUACACCAUAACAACAGCCUUUACAUUAAAAUAGUAGACUACAACUUGCCCUGAGCUCAAAAAGCAUCUCAGACUUAAGUUAAGAAUUUACUCAAAAUUAUUCGCCUUAUUUUAACUAAAAAAUACCCCUUUUUUGUUGUUUUAAUGUA